This is a messenger RNA of Uranotaenia lowii, 1473 nucleotides long. Its product is annotated as mitochondrial amidoxime reducing component 2-like. The transcript is spliced from 3 exons. The record is from RefSeq and is a predicted model, not a curated record. Gene Ontology annotation, molecular function: catalytic activity; pyridoxal phosphate binding; molybdenum ion binding. Bases 372 to 1352 code for a protein of 326 amino acids. NCBI's taxonomy places the organism in Eukaryota, Metazoa, Arthropoda, Insecta, Diptera, Culicidae.
ACGUCUUCGAGGAUGUGCGAAUAAAUAAAAAUAAUGAAUAUACACAUUUAUAAGCGUCAAAAACGAACGAGCGACCGGGAGUUAGGAAUAUUGAUAAAAACAAUCCCCAACGUUACUGGGUGGCAUCGGCAAUCUUCCUCAUCGAAUCUCUGUGACUUUUAAUAUAGAAGAAUCCUCAUUGCAAAAAAAUAAGAUUCGCGCUGGACAGACAGACACACACACUUGGCUUAUCACUUGUUGCUCCAUGAUUGGGACGAACGUUUAUCAUCGUCGUGAGUAGAAGGUAUACUUAGCAUUUGCGAGAAGUAAGUAAGACGUUGAUGUGAUUAUUCGUGGGGACAAGCUCAGUUCAUUCAGUUACGCGUUCAACUAUGUUCUCGAGACUUAUUGAAGAAUUCAGCACCGCCAGUCUGUCGAAGCAGGCUACGGUUGUGGCAGCCGGGAUUGGGACGUUGGCAGUGACUGGAGCCACAGCCUACUGCAUAAAGCGACAUCUGGACAACAUUCCCCCGAAACAAUGGCGCAGGGCUGGUGAAGUCAACGAAAUCUAUGUGUUUCCAAUCAAAUCGUGCGCGCCAAUUAAGGUUAGUCGUAUCGGGUGCUCCGAUUUAGGCCCACAACGGAAUCUACUGAGGGAUCGCAUUUUUAUGGUAACAAAUACUGAAGGAAAAUGGAUGACGGCUCGUCAGAAACCGAAAAUGGUGCUGAUCCAACCGACAUUCGAUGACGGAUAUACUACGCUGACCUUGGCUGCACCCGGAAUGGAUGACAUUUCAAUCGACGUAAAGUCGCUAUUCGACGCCAAGCGCGGGAAAGGAAUUGUCUGGGGAGAUUCGGUUCCGGCAGUUGACUGCGGCGAUGAAGUAGCUAAAUGGUUCUCAAGAUACAUUCUAGAGAAGGACGAAGGUUGCCGGUUGGUGUUUUACCCGCUAGAAAAAACUAGCCGUAAAAUUUCGGGAACAGAUUCCGGUGCCUUGCAUGACGAGACAAGCUACAUGUUGUUCAAUACGGCUACCGUGGAAGAUUUGAACACCCGUUUGGAUCAUCGAGUUACGGCUUUGCAGUUCCGGCCGAAUUUCGUGGUCAAAGGACCUCCGGCAUAUGCGGAAGAUAACUGGCGCUGGGUUAAGAUCGGCAACACUGUUUUCAAAUAUGUGAAGCCGUGUUUGCGCUGUGUUUUCACCAAUAUCGAUCCGGAGAAGGGUGUCAGCAACCCGCAGGGUCAACCACUGAAAACUUUGAAGGGGUACCGUAAAAUCCCAUCUCUUGGCGAGUCCCCUGCUUUCGGAAUUCAUUUGGGGCUCAGAAAGUCCGGUGAAGUUAGCUUGGGAGAUGCUGUGUAUUACGCCUAGACCAGAGUUGGUCAAUUUGUUUUUUUUUUAAAUUUCAAAACAUAUAAAAGAUUUUAUUGUUGAAAAAUUGUUAGUUUUUAGAUGGAAAAGUAUAUAUUUGCUCAAAAUUUAUUAUUGAUUA